AUGCAGGCUAUCGUACUAGAGAACCUCACCGACUACUUCUCAAUUCCAAACAUCUGCGAUAUCAAAUUAGGUAAAAUUCUCUAUGACGAUGACGCAACGGAGGAGAAACGCGAGCGUAUGAUUAAAUCUGCUAUGGAUACAACUAGCUAUAGUACAGGUAUGCGUUUCACUGGAUUCAAGGUGUGGAACUCAAAAACAGAGUCAUACGAAACAACGGGAAAGGAAUAUGGAAAGUCAAUAAAAUCCCAUGAGCUCCAAGAAGCCCUCCGGAAGUUCAUACCAACACCUCACACUCUCACACUCGAACAACUCAAGCUAGUCGUGUCUAGCAUUCUUAAACAAGUUCAAGAAAUACGUGACGCUGUCAAGAUUAUGCCAUUCAGAGCAAUUAGUUCGUCUUUAUUAAUCGUUCACGAGGCUGAUAGUGAAGAUUUCCUAGAAGAACAAGCUGCGAUGGUUAAAUUGAUAGAUUUCGCUCAUACUAGAUUGACGCCAGACGAUUCUCUUCCAGAUACGAACAUAUUAUUGGGUAUCAAUACGCUAAUUGAUCUAUUGUACAGUUAUAACGACUAUAUUAAUGAAGAAGUAGAUUACUGA
Messenger RNA from Wallemia mellicola CBS 633.66, 597 nucleotides. RefSeq names its product SAICAR synthase-like protein. Gene Ontology annotation, biological process: inositol phosphate biosynthetic process; phosphatidylinositol phosphate biosynthetic process. The transcript is spliced from 2 exons. Gene Ontology annotation, molecular function: inositol hexakisphosphate kinase activity; inositol-1,4,5,6-tetrakisphosphate 3-kinase activity. Bases 1 to 597 code for a protein of 198 amino acids. The record is from RefSeq and is a predicted model, not a curated record. Gene Ontology annotation, cellular component: cytoplasm; nucleus. Lineage: Eukaryota; Fungi; Basidiomycota; Wallemiomycetes; Wallemiales; Wallemiaceae.